Eriocheir sinensis (Chinese mitten crab) is the source of this 7322-nucleotide messenger RNA. Its product is annotated as probable sodium/potassium/calcium exchanger CG1090. NCBI's taxonomy places the organism in Eukaryota, Metazoa, Arthropoda, Malacostraca, Decapoda, Varunidae. Bases 71 to 1276 code for a protein of 401 amino acids. Gene Ontology annotation, cellular component: membrane. The record is from RefSeq and is a predicted model, not a curated record. The transcript is spliced from 8 exons. Gene Ontology annotation, molecular function: calcium channel activity; calcium, potassium:sodium antiporter activity. Gene Ontology annotation, biological process: calcium ion transmembrane transport; intracellular calcium ion homeostasis.
CCUAACCUAAGCUAACCCUCAGGACGACAUCGGCAUCAGUGGCGUCAUCGGCUCGGCAAUCUUCAAUAUCAUGUUUGUGGUGAGUGUGUGCGCCCUCUUCGCCGGCCACGUCAUAACCCUCAACUGGUGGCCGCUUCUACGAGACUCAACCUUCUACUGCAUCUCAAUCUGCGCUCUGCUCCUGACAAUCUACGACGAGGAUGUGACGUGGUACGAGUCUCUGUUCCUGCUGACGCUGUAUGGGCUCUAUAUCUUCAUGAUGUGCCACAAUUCCCGCCUGGAGGAGUGGGCCAACACCCUUAACGUACCCUUCAAGACUGCCACCAAGGAGGAGAAAUCAUCGCUUUUCGGAACCAAGCCUGUCCCGCCCGUGACCGAGGGGGGAGCUGCUGGUGCUGGUGCUGGUGGUGGUGGUGGAGGUGUUGGUGGUGGUGUUGGUGGUGAUGUGGAGGGUGGUGGUCCUGGUGGUGGUGGUGUUGGUGGUGGUGUUGACGGACAGCAAGAAGACGAACAACACCUUUUGAGAGACUAUGGAAGCACAGACGGCAUGGAGGCUCCCAGACAGACCCAACCGCCCCCCAUGGAGGUAGAGGCCGCCACUAGCAAGCCCAGCAUGGCCCCCGAAAUGAAGGACGACGACUACAGCCCCUGGGAUGUUCCUGUGGGGGUGUGCGAGCGGCUGUACUGGGGGUUGUCGCUUCCCCUGGUCGCUUUGCAUUACGUGACCACCCCCGAUUGUCGGCGACCACGGUGGAGGCGGUGGUAUUUGGCGACCUUCAUAAUGAGCAUGGUGUGGAUCGCUGCCUAUUCCUAUCUCAUGGUGUGGAUGAUCACGGUGAUAGGCUUCACGCUGGGCAUACGGGACACGGUGAUGGGAUUGACCUUGGUAGCCGUGGGAGUGUCCGCCCCCGACGCACUCUCCUCCCUCUGUGUGGCAAAGCAAGGCUUUGGCGACAUGGCAGUCAGUAACGCCAUAGGAAGCAACGUGUUCGAUAUUCUCAUCUGCCUUGGUCUGCCCUGGUUUCUGAGGACAGCGCUCGUCUUCCCCGGCAGCGUGGUCCCUGUAGAGAGCCGAGGGCUGCUGUACUCCACUAUCUCCCUCUUCUCCACCGUGGUCUUCCUCAUAGUUGCCACGCACCUCAACGGCUGGAAGUUGGACAAGAAAUACGGUGUGGUCCUAAUGAUUUGGUACCUUGUGUUCAUGGUGUUCGCAAGCCUCUACGAGCUCAAUGUGUUCUCCAAUCUCAACCCCCCGCAGUGCCCCAGCCCUUACUAAUUGCCCUCAUUAAGUUAGGGAAGGGUAAUUACAUUUUAUUUUGGGGGGUAGUGAGUUAGCCUUUGAGUUUUGUACACUUAAACACCUGGGCCUUGUUAAUUUUGUCUACCUGCAGUUAACCAGGUAGAUUAAGCAGGUAGAGUCAUUGAGUAUUGUGCAAUUAGGCAGUUAUUGUACCUUCCUAAUUACCUUUCACCUGUCCUCCUUAAUUAUGUCUACCUUUAGUUAACCAGGUAGAUUAAACAGGUAGGGUCAUUAAGUACUGUGCAAUUAGGCAGCUUAUGACCCUUCCUAAUUACCUUUCACCUGUGCAUUACGUUAAAUUACCUGUAUUUUCCCUCUUAAUUAACUAACUAAACAGGUGAACAGGGCAGGUAGAGAGCAAUUACCAGGUUGAUUAGGCCCUUAAUGACCCCACCUGAUAUGAGUGUUACCUGAGGCUCAUGUGACCUUAAUGAGAUAUAUUUGGACAGGUGACGUAUUGAUUGCACGUUAAUGACUUCAGGUGUAUGUGCCAGGUAGGGUGUAAUUAGUGUGUUGAUGAGGUUAUUUGUACACCUGGGGACGCAUUAUUACCUGGCCCUAAUGAGGUAUACGGUACACCUUGAUUUGUGAACUCUGUGAGGAGAGAUUAGAGGGAGAGAGAGCGUGAAAAAUGGAGAGAAAGGAGGAGAUAGAAGGAGAGAAAGAGAAGGAAAAGAAUGGAUAAGAAGAAUGAAUGGGAGAAAAGAUUAAAGGAGAGGAUGGAGGAGAAGAAGAGAAGGAGAAAGAGAGACGAAGAAGGAAGGAAGGGAGAUAAAUAUUUGUGUGUGUUAUGAAUAGGAGAGAGAGAGAGAGAAAGAGAAUGAGAGAAGGAAGGAAGGAAGAAGAAGAAGAAGCAUAAUAACAGAGGAAACGAAGCAUAAUAUAAAAAAGAUAGAUAGAUAAACAGAGAGAUGAGUAAACCAAAGACAUAACAUAAUAAUAAUAAUAAUAAUAAUAAUAAUAAUAAUAAUAAUAAUAAUAAUAAUAAUAAUAAUAAUAAUAAUAAUAGGUACUUAGAUAAUUAUGUUUAGGUCAUGACAAGUUCUGGUAUUACAAUUAUCAUUAUUAUUAUUAUUAUUAUUAUUAUUAUUAUUAUUAUUGAUGAUGAUGAUGAUGAUGAUUCAGCCUUCCAAACGGUACAUUCAAACUCAUCCAAGAGGCUUCCAAACUAGCCAAACACACACACACACACACACACACACACACACACACACACACACACACACACAAUGAUGAUGAUAGAAAAGUCAGCAACCCUCACUCUAGCGUACACACACACACACACACACACACACACACACACACACACACGGAAAAAAAAGUAUACACAUGUGCGUAGAGAAAGUAUAAAAUCACGUCUACAUAAGCUUUUUAUCCAUAUGUCCGUAUGUACGUAUGUAUGUAUGUGCGUAUCCAGUCUUCCUACGGUUGCUAGUUAGUAUAAUACGCUCCUGUCUUCCUAUUGGCCCAUUAUCGUAACUCUUUCUUCCUAUUGGUGCAUUUGAAGUCGCUAUUGCUGUCUUCCCAUUGGUCGAUUCUGUGUUCGCCUGACGCAGCUAGAUUUCUUAACAUGCGCAGCUGACAGGUCUUACGCGAGCCUUAAGGAUUCAUUAUCGCUGGAGAAAGGCGCUGUCGCUAGGUUAGAAUCAUUCGUAAGGAAGAGUUAAGCAUUUAGCAUUAGUUAGACCUCUGCUAGAAUGUGCGGUGCAGUGCUGGACUCCUUACUAUAGAAUGGAUAGAAUGUAUGACAAAAUUGAUUCACGAGUUAAGAAACUAAAUAAUUCGUAAAGGACACCUGGUUACAUAUUUAGCUUUAGUUAGACCUCAUCUAGAGUGUGCGGUGCAAUGCUGGUCCCCUUACUCUUGAAUGGAUAUCAAGGGUGUUGGAAUUUGCAGAGGAGGAUGACAAAAUAGAUUCAAGGGUUAAGAAACUAGAUCAUUCGUAAAGGACAGGUGAUUACAUAUUCAGCAUUAGUUAGACCUCAUCUAGAAUGUGCGGUGCAGUGCUGGUCCCCUGACUAUAGAAUGGAUAUCACAGGUGUCAGAAUCUAUGACAGAAAUGAUUCAAGGGUUAAGAAACUAAAUAAUUCGUACAGGACAGGUGAUUACAUAUUCAGCAUUAGUUAGACCUCAUCUAGAAUGUGCGGUGCAGUGCUGGUCCCCUUAUUAUAGAAUGGAUAUCACAGGUGUAAGAAUCUAUGACAGAAAUGAUUCACGGGUUACGAAACUAAAUAAUUCGUAAAGGACAGCUGAUUACGUAUUUAGCAUUAGUUAGACCUCAUCUGGAGUGUGCUGUGCCGUGCUGGUCCCCUUACUAUAAAAUGGAUAUCAAAGUGUUAGAAUCUAUGACAGAAAUGAUUCAAGGGUUAAGAAACUAAAUAAUUCGUAAAGGACAGCUGAUUACACAUUUAGCGUUAGUUAGACCUCAGCUAGAAUGUGCGGUGCAGUGCUGGUCUCCUUACUAUAGAAUGGAUAUCAGGGUGUUAGAAUUUGCUAGGAGGAUGACAAAAUUGAUUCAAGGGGUAAGAAACUAAGUAAUUCGUAAAGAACAGCUGAUUACGUAGUUAGCAUUAGUUAGACCUCAUCUGGAAUGUGCGGUGCAGUGCUGGUCCCCUUGCUAUAUAAUGGAUAUUAAGGUAUUAUAAUUUGCAGAGGAGGAGGAUAAAAUUGAUUCAAGGGUUAAGAAACUAGAUAAUUCGUAAAGGACAGCUGAUUACAUAUUUAGCAUUAGUUAGACCUCAUCUAGAAUGUGUCGUGCAGUCCUGGUCCCCUUACUAUAGAAUGGAUAGCACAGGUGUCAUAAAAUAUGACAGAUAUGAUUCACAGAUUGAGAAACUUGAUCAAUCGCAAAGAACAGCUGAUUUUGUAUUUAGCAUUAGUUAGACAUCAUCUGGAAUGUGCGGUGCAGUGCUGGUCUCCACCAUAGAAUAUAUUUGAACAUGUUAGAAUCUGUACAGAGGAGGAUGACAAAGAUUAUUCACGGAUUGAGAAGUUUGCCAUUUGAGGAUAGACUUAAACGUUGAAAUUUGCAUUCUCUAACAAGGCGAAGAAUGCGAGGAGACUUGAUCGAAGUUUAUAAAUGGAUUAUAUAAUUUAAUAAGGGUGAUGUUAAUAAGUUUUUGGUGAUAAGAGAGCCUUGCAGGACAGGUAACAAUGGUUUUAAGUUUAUAAAUUGAUGAAGGGCUUUAAUAAGGGUGAUGUUACUAUUGUUUUGGUGGCAAGAGAGCCGGGCAGGACACGUAGCAAUGGUUUUAAGUUGGAGAAAUUCACAUUCAACAUAGAGAGGCAAGGACUGGUUAACUAACAGAAUGCUGGAUGAGUGGAACAGGCCUGGCAGUCACGUUAUGAGUGCCACUACGAUAGACACACUCAAAAAAAGAUUACACAAAUUCAUGGCUAGUGAAGUUAGGUGGGGUUAGGUUCACAGGAGCUGCCUUGUAUAGACCUACCGGCCUAUUGCAGACUCCUUACGUUCUAACAUUCCACUCAACACAGGCUCAAGAAAAUCACAAAAACACAUUCGUUACUAUAGACUUAACACACACAUAACGCACUACAGUUUCUAUAAGGGAACUCUGAAGGGGGAACGAAACUAAACAUGCUCCCCUUAAGACAACCGUUUCAGUAUGUGUCUAAGGGGUUCCGUAUGUAUCCCAGUGGUCAAUUAUGUGUCCGCGAUCCAGCCACAGUUACCGAAUCACCGCCACAAUGUCCUAACGCCAAUCUGUCUUCCCAAUCGUCCGUGUAAAUCGUGCUGUCUUCCUAUUGGCUAUACUCCGUUCACGAUAACUAGGCGAAUUAGCCCCGCCCACAGAUGCCCCAGUAACCAAUCAGAUUCAAACUUCCCCCAGACAACUACUAAUCAGAUUUAGCCUUCCCCAACCAACUACCAAUGCGAUCUAACCCUUUCCAGCAUCCACCAGUGAGAUUCAACCUUUCCCAGCAUCCACCAGUGAGAUUCAACCUUUCCCAGCAUCCACCAACUAGAUUUCACCCUUCCCACCAUCCACCAAUGAGAUCUAAACCUUCCUAGCAUCCACCAGUGAGAUUCAACCCUUCCCAGCAUCCACCAGUAAGAUUCAACCUUUCCCAGCAUCCACCAGUGAGAUUCAACCCUUCCCAGCAUCCACCAGUGAGAUUUAACCCUUCCCAGCAUCCACCAAUGAGAUUCAACCCUUCCAAGCAUUCACCAAUUAGAUCUAACCUUCUCAGCCUCCACCAAUCACGAGUAAUCUAAGUUUGAGUGGGCGUGGCUAACUGGUGAACUGGCCAAUGAGAGAGAGAAGGGGGCGGGGCUUAAACGCCAAGUUACGCUGAACGGAGUGUAGUGCGUGUAAUGCUGUCUUCCCAUUGGUUAGCUAGCGUGUUCCUUCUCUGCUAUUGGUGCAUUUGAAACCUCCUUCAUUCCUAUUGGUUAGCUAGUGUUUUCCUCUUUCCCUAAUGGUCUAUUCGAAUAUCCCUCGUCUCCUAUUGGCUAGUUAAUGAUUUCCUUCUCUGCUAUUGGUCUAUUUGAAUGUUCCUCGCCUCUCAUUGGUUAGCUAGUAUUUCCUCUCUUCCUAUCGCUCUAUUUGAAUUCUCCUUCGUCUCCUAUUGGCUGGUUAAUGAUUUCCUUCUCUGCUAUUGGUCUAUUUGAAUGUUCCUCGCCUCUCAUUGGUUAGCUAGUAUUUCCUCUCUCCCUAUCGCUCUAUUCGAAUGAUCCGCGUUUCCUAUUGGCUAGUUAGUGUCGCGCUGUCUUCCCGUGGUCCACACAAGCAGUCCUGUCUUCCCGCGGGUCGCUACAAAACCGCGUCUUCCCGUUGGUCCAUUUGAAUCGCCCUGUCUUCCUAUUGGUUGCUAGAGUGCGGUGUUGCCAGAUCAUCUCCCCCCACACACCCCUCACCCCCUUAGCGUGUGCGUCUAACGUUGUGUGUACCUUAAAUACGCACACAUGUACACGAGGUAGAUAAAAAAGAUGUUACAUAGAUGAGUGUGUGUGUGUACAUUGGAAACGCACACACUCACAUGAUGUUAAGUGUGUGUGUACCUUGAAUACGCACACAUGUACACGAUAUAGUAAAAAAACGUACACAGAUGUGUGUGUACCUUGAAAACGCACACACACGUACAUGAGGUUACAUACAUAGAUGGGUGAGUGUGUACCUUGAAAACGCACACACGCACAUGGAGUUAGGCCAAUACGUACAUAGAUGAGUGUGUGUGUACCUUAAUACGCACACACGCACAUGAGAGGCCUAAGAAAACGUACAUGUGUAUAUGUGUGUGUGUACCAUAUAUCUGCACACACAAGGUAGGCCAGAAAAAACGGUCAUGUGUGUACGCGAGUGUGUGUGUACGUGUGCUAUGAAAAACGCACACGAGCCUUUAGCCAUGCUAGUCAAAACGCGUACACAUGUAUGUAUAAACUAGCCAUGUACGUCAAAUAGCUCAGAAACGUACAUAUGUAAGUAUUUAGUCGCUAUGUGCAUUUAAAUAGUUGAAAAAAAGCGUACAUAUGUAAGUAAAUAGCCAUGUGCAUAUGCUUGUAAAAACGCACAUAGAUGCACAUAGACUACCAGCAUGUGCGUGAAAUAACGUACAUAGAGGAGGAGGAGGAGGAGGAGAAGAAAAUAAUUGAAGAAGUAGAAGGAGGAGGAGGAGAAGAAAAAAGAAGAAGAAGAAGAAGAAGAAGAAGAAGAAGAAGAUUAGGAUAGGAAAUAUGAAGAAGAAGAAGAAGAAGAAGAAGAAGAUUAGGAUAGGAAAUAUGAAGAAGAAGAAGAAGAAGAAGAAGAAGAAGAAGAAGAAGAAGAAGAUUAGGAUAGGAAAUAUGAAGAAGAAGAAGAAGAAGAAGAAGAAGAAAGAAAACUGAAGAAAAUAAAGAUAAAAAGAAAGAAAGAAAGAAAGAAAGAAAGAAAAGAAAGUUAGGGAAAAAAUUGCAUGCUGGGGAUUUUUCUUGUUGUUAGUGUGUUCGUCCGUUGGUGUGUGUGUGUGUGUGUGUGUGUGUGUGUGUGUGUGUGUGUGUGUGUGUGUGUGUGUGUGUGUGUGU